Messenger RNA from Arvicanthis niloticus (Nile rat), 255 nucleotides. Its product is annotated as serine protease inhibitor Kazal-type 1-like. Lineage: Eukaryota; Metazoa; Chordata; Mammalia; Rodentia; Muridae. The record is from RefSeq and is a predicted model, not a curated record. Gene Ontology annotation, molecular function: protein binding.
AUGAAGGUGGCAAUUAUCUUUCUUCUCAGUGCCUUGGCUCUGCUAAAUUUAGCAGGUAAUACUACAGCUAAGGAGGGUAUAAGAAAGCCUAAUUGUGAUGGUGUAACUACUCAUUGUCCCAGGAGAUAUGAACCUGUGUGUGGGACUGAUAGAAUUACUUAUUCCAUUGAAUGCGCUGUGUGCCUUAAAAACAGGAGACGCCUAAAUAAAAUCCACAUUAAACAUACUGGGGUUUGCGAAGAUGAAGAAGAUUGA